Molecule: messenger RNA, 576 nt
Organism: Trichomonas vaginalis G3
Lineage: Eukaryota; Parabasalia; Trichomonadida; Trichomonadidae
Exons: 1
Coding region: 1-576 (191 amino acids)
Source: RefSeq, a predicted model, not a curated record
AUGGAUUCAGACAGCGAUGAUGAAUAUUGUUUUGUGAAACCAUUUAAAAUAGAAUAUAAAACAAAAGCAUGGGAUUCUGCUCAUAUCAAACCGAAGCGAGAAGGAAAAUGGCUAGUUUUUUAUGACGAAAAAACUGGAGAAAGACUAAAUGACCCGCCUCCGAUCUCAAAAGGAGAUAAUGGCAAAGCAUAUUAUAAAAGAAAAAUUCCAAAAGAACGAAAAAUUCAAGAAAUUCAGCCUUUUGAACCUCCAACAGAUAAUUACACGGCAAUAAAACCAAGAAGACACUUUGUUUUGAAACAAAGACAUAUUGAUACAGAAGAUAAAUACAAAAAUAUUAUAGAUGAUGAUUUAUCCCAAAUGCCAGAACAUGCAGGCGAACAUUACUUUGUUGGAAAUCGUCAUUAUCGUAAUCCUUUUCGUGUUUCUACAUAUUUAGUUAACGAAAAACGUGCACAAGAAAUGAAAGAAAUUUUAGAAGAAGGAUAUCGAAAACGUGCUCCAAAAACAGCCAGAAGGAAUCUUCCAUCUCUUUUUGAAAGAUCUGUUUCAAUUCCCAAGAAAUUUGAAUUAUAA